Molecule: messenger RNA, 1755 nt
Organism: Antrostomus carolinensis (chuck-will's-widow)
Lineage: Eukaryota; Metazoa; Chordata; Aves; Caprimulgiformes; Caprimulgidae
Gene: TBC1D14
Product: TBC1 domain family member 14
Exons: 11
Coding region: 173-1234 (353 amino acids)
Biological process (GO): regulation of GTPase activity
Molecular function (GO): small GTPase binding; GTPase activator activity
Source: RefSeq, a predicted model, not a curated record
UGAAGAAAAAACUGGACGAGCUGACAGACCACUCUCCCCUAAACAGAAUGUGAGGAAGAAUCUUGAUUUUGAACCACUCUCCACUACAGCACUCAUUUUAGAGGACAGACCAGCGAACCUCCCUGCAAAGCCAGCAGAAGAAGCUCAGAAACACAGACAACAGUACGAAGAAAUGGUGGUUCAAGCAAAAAAAAGAGAGCUUAAAGAAGCCCAGAAGAGAAAGAAACAACUGGAAGAACGCUGUAAACUGGAGGACAGCAUCGGCAAUGCUGUUUUAACUUGGAACAAUGAAAUCUUGCCCAACUGGGAAACUAUGUGUUGUUCCCGUAAAGUUCGAGAACUAUGGUGGCAGGGCAUCCCCCCGAGUGUGAGAGGCAAAGUCUGGAGCUUGGCAAUUGGCAACGAGUUAAACAUCACCCACGAACUGUAUGAUAUUUGCCUGGCUCGUGCCAAAGAGAAAUGGCGAUCACUUAGCACAGGAGGGGCUGAAGUAGAAUGUGAAGAUGCUGGAUUUUCUGCAGCUGACAGAGAAGCAAGCUUGGAGUUAAUAAAACUGGAUAUCUCAAGAACAUUUCCUAAUCUCUGUAUAUUCCAGCAAGGUGGUCCUUACCAUGACACGUUGCACAGUAUUUUAGGAGCCUAUACUUGUUACAGACCUGAUGUAGGCUAUGUACAGGGCAUGUCAUUCAUAGCAGCAGUAUUGAUCUUGAACUUGGAUACUGCAGAUGCCUUCAUUGCUUUUUCUAACCUUUUAAAUAAACCCUGUCAGAUGGCAUUUUUCCGUGUGGACCAUGGCCUUAUGUUGACUUACUUUGCCGCAUUUGAGGUGUUCUUUGAAGAAAAUCUGCCAAAGUUAUUUGCUCACUUCAAAAAGAAUAACUUAGCUCCAGACAUCUAUCUUAUUGAUUGGAUAUUCACAUUGUACAGCAGAUCGUUGCCGCUAGACUUGGCAUGUCGUGUCUGGGAUGUGUUCUGCCGUGAUGGAGAAGAGUUCUUAUUCCGCACAGCCCUGGGAAUAUUAAAACUUUUUGAAGAUAUUUUGACCAAAAUGGACUUCAUUCAUAUAGCCCAGUUUUUAACAAAACUACCAGAGGACUUGCCUUCGGAAGAAUUCUUCACAUCUAUUGCUGCCAUUCAGAUGCAAAGUAGAAACAAGAAGUGGGCUCAGAUUCUGGCUGCUCUGCAGAAAGAUAACCGGGAAAUGGAAAAAGGAAGUCCUUCACUCAAACGUUAAAACUAUGAUUGCCUCCAGUGACUCACGGGAAAAGAGCUGAAGUGGCAGAAGUAUUGAGUACUGUCUGACGUGUAUGAGCCUGCAAAUCAAAGUGUUCUUUCAGAGUUUUGUUUAGUAGUAGGAUAGCCUUAAAGAGGAGAGAGGAAGAAAGAGGAGAGGGAAAAAAAAAAAAGGAAGGAAUGCAAUUGUGAUAAAACCCUUAUAAGUGAAACCUGGGCUUAGCCUUAAACUUUUAGUGGAAUGAGCAUUUGCUGUGGACAGCGUUACACAUUCUGUAUUUCCCAUGAGGGCAGUGAAACUAAACAAUAUUAAGUGUGGGGUUUUUUUAAAAAAAAAGUUGGUUUCUUUUCUUUGGUGUUUUGAAAAACUGGGCAUUCAGCAGUGUUGGUUGCUUUGAAAGCUGUUCCCCAGUUUCAUUCUUGGGCAGGAUAUAUUUCCCAUACCCAUAACAGUAGCUGGAUCUGGAUUUUAAAUAACUGGUGCUGGAAUUUAUAGUUAUAUGUUGUAAGGACCAUUUCUUU